Penicillium riverlandense is the source of this 2217-nucleotide messenger RNA. RefSeq names its product lipid-binding SYLF domain-containing protein. Gene Ontology annotation, molecular function: phosphatidylinositol binding. Lineage: Eukaryota; Fungi; Ascomycota; Eurotiomycetes; Eurotiales; Aspergillaceae. The coding region runs from base 1 to 2217 and encodes 738 amino acids. The record is from RefSeq and is a predicted model, not a curated record. The transcript has a single exon.
AUGCCGCCCUUCAACUGGGACAAGACCAAGGGCUACUCGAAGCGCGGCUUCGACAAAGCAUGGAAAACCGUCGACAAACUCGGCGGCCCCGUCAACCGGCUCUCCAACCGCCUAGGCGCCGAGGCCUUCUGGCCCAUGUCCCUCGACAAAGAGAGCGACAAGGCCGCGCGCAUCCUGCGCAGCUUCUGUAAGGAUGGCUUCUAUGCCCCCGAGUCGGAGGUGACGACCGAUGACCAGGGCAAGAUUAAUCGGCCCAAGGGCAAGCAGCGUGUUAUCAAAAAGAUCCCCUCCAAUGUCCUGAAGCAGGCCAAGGGUAUAGCUGUGUUCACGACGAUGCGCACCGGGCUCUGGAUGAGCGGAUCGGGUGGGAGUGGUGUGCUUCUUGCGCGGAUACCCGAAACCGGUGAAUGGAGUCCGCCAUCGGGGAUUAUGUUGCAUACCGCUGGCAUUGGAUUCUUGGCUGGUGUCGAUAUAUAUGAUUGCGUGGUGAUCAUCAAUACAAUCGAGGCGCUCGAGGCCUUCAAGAAGGUGCGCUGUACGCUGGGUGGCGAGGUCAGUGCCGCUGCUGGGCCGGUUGGUAUGGGCGGCGUGCUGGAUUCCGAGGUACACAAACGCCAGUCGCCGAUUUGGACUUAUAUGAAGAGCAAAGGCCUCUAUGCCGGAGUGGCCGUCGACGGAACCAUUAUCAUCGAACGCACCGACGAGAACGAGCGGUUUUAUGGUGAACGCAUCUCAGUCACCGAUAUCCUGGCCGGCAAAGUCAGAUUCCCGCCCGACUCCAUCAACACACUUCUCCAAACCAUCAAGGCAGCACAAGGCGAUUCCGACGUCGACGUGAGUCUUGUCGCGCCGGCGGGCGAAACACCCGGCGACAUCGAGCUUCCAGAAGAUGACAGUCAACCUUUUGGCGUGCCGGCCGAAGACGAUCCAGACCCGUACGGAGUGAAAGCGUUGGAGGCCGAGGGCCUGUUCAUUCGGGAGGCCGGCACCAAGGUGAGGCCAAGCCUUGAUGUUUUUGAAUUUCGGCCACACCACAACAGCCCCGUGUUCACUACGCUCUCGCGGCGCAGCGCGGACAGCUCGCCGCGGAAUAGCUGGCGCACCAGCAGCUGGCGCGCGAGUGUCCAGAGCUACACGAGUGCAGACCGUGGCACACAAACUGAUGACGCUCCGCUAACUGCGCCGACGUCAGUAAGCCGAACAUCCUCCCGCAGCGCGAAGGAGGAGUCGACCGACCUUGCGGCGCAACAGAGCCCGUGGGAUGAGGAACCCGUUCGUUGGGAUGCUGAGGAAGAGAAAGAGCAGGAUGACGAACAAGUGGAUUAUAUGCAUGAAAUCGACUCUGAGGAUGACCUGGAAGUGCACGAAGUGAGCAACGCUACCGUCACUCAGCACGAGGCUGUCAUGACUACCCCGACCCUGGUGGAAGAGGAAUCCAGCGACUCCAAGUCCAAGUCACCCACUUUCACCCGUGCUCGCCUGGUCACCAUCGCGAAGGCAAAGCGUCCCACGCCGCCUGCGCUUCCUCCCCGCCACCCGCAGCAUCACCCGCAGCACAUCUGGGGUUCUGAAUCCAGCCAGGAUUCCACUUCUCCAACCGCCCUCUCGCACUCCAGUCACAGCACAGAGCCCACUGAAUCCAACGAGCGCUCUGAGUCUGCUGAGCCUAUCAAAUCUGUUGAGCCUAUUAAUGACCUUCCUUCCAACGUUAAAACACUGCAGGUCAGCGCAGUUGUUCCUGCCGUUACCGAUGAAGAUUUUGAUGAAGACGAUGUGGAGUCAAUUCCUGAGACACCGCUUGACACGGAGGAAUUCCACUCUAUUGACGGUGAUUACGAGUCGGAUGGUGGCCACGAGUCGGAUGUUGAAGACGCUACUAUCGUGAAGGAGGAUCUCCCCGCUGAACGGAAAGAGUCAGUUGAGACUGUCUCUCUUGACCAGCCGGAGGCUACAGCAGAGCAAGAGCAAGAGCAAGAGGAAGCGCAAGAGCAAGAGAAAGCGCAAGACCAAGAGGAAGCGCAAGAGCGAGAGCAAGAGCAAGAGGAAGAGGAAGCGCAAGAGCAAGACCAAGCACAAGAACACAGGCCCGAGACACCCACUGAACCGCUUGACCACAAGCUGGGAGAGAUCCACAUCGACGAGUCGCGUCCUAACACGGAGGCUGACACCGAAGCCGACAAGGCUGUGACUAGCUCUGUCUCUGCCGAGACUGCUUAG